This is a messenger RNA of Misgurnus anguillicaudatus (oriental weatherfish), 901 nucleotides long. NCBI's taxonomy places the organism in Eukaryota, Metazoa, Chordata, Actinopteri, Cypriniformes, Cobitidae. The record is from RefSeq and is a predicted model, not a curated record.
UAAGGUAAUAUGGUUAAUAAAAAUAAAUUCCUGUGAUCUUCUAUACAGCCAAAGCGCAAGUUAAAGCAACAACACAAGAAUCAGGAGUCCAUUCCAGAGUGCUCCAAAGAUGCCACACCCAAUGAUCUGGAGGAAACUGAACCUUCUUUACCAAGCUGCAGCAGCCAGGGUUCGGAUACUAGUAUGUUGUCUAUGUCACAAAUAGCAAAUAACUACUAAUAUUUGUGUCCAGUAUUGAUUGGUACCCUACUAAUAUUCAUUUUGGAUAUUUUGUUUCUAGGCAUUGUUUCCAUGAAAAUGAGGAUUGAAUUUCUGGAAGAGAAAAUAAAGUGGCAAGAAAAAAUGAUUGGAGAGCUAGAAAAUGAACGCGAUUUUCUCCGGGAACAGGUUCUUGGAAAAACCAAAGGACAAGAUGUUGCACCUUUGAAUGUGAAACAAGAAGUCCACCAUGACUACAAUGAAGACACUACUUCCUCAUCCCCAAGUCUAAGUGAAUCAGAUGAGCCCAAAAUAAUAGAGGACAAACAGAAGAAAAGGAAGAAGGCAGCACACCAUUCUCUUCGACAUCACAUAAGAGUUAAAGGUCCAGAGGAGGUGAUCAGACGCUACCAGCAAGUCCUCAAAACAUUUAAGAAAGUUUGCACAAUGUCUGAAGCAUUCCAUCGACACAAUGUUGACAGGGGCACCAUUGUGGCAACUGCACCAAUAGCGGAGCUUCAGGUUGCAGACCCCAAGAUCUAUAGCACCUUGGUGUUUAAUCCAGCUAUGGAAACAUUACUAGCUUUUGCGAAAAGAUGUGCUGGUACUGUAAGUCCAGAAAUUAAAAGAUCUAUUGAAGAUCUCAAGGCUCGAGGGCAUCUAUUGCCCAUUUUGAUCAAGUACUGAAGUGGUGUUGCUUGAU